AUGGCCCUGCAGAAGCUACUCGACGAGCCCAAGGGCAAGACAACUUACUAUCCCAGACAGGCAUUUCUGCUCCAUGUCUUUUGGGAAGCUCCGAAUCAGUCUGCUGCUGAUAAAGUCCUGGACGCGCUCCAGCGCUGCUCAAAAGCUACAUGCCGUGACACACCUUGCGUACCGACAUAUUAUUUCCGCCGCUCCGCACUUGAUGCCAGCUUGAUCCAUGAGAAACCCCUUACGGUUGGAGACCAUCCUCAGCUGCGAGAUGCGCUAAAAAGAAUGAAAGUUGGUGUCCCGAAACCUGCCAUCCAAGCCGACCUAGUGCGUCGGGGCCUCAAUCCAGACCUACUCGAUAUGGACCCCGCAACUCCUUUGCCGCAAGCAAUGCAACAAACGCCGGUCAUUCUCGAAUUCACCGAACUAUACUUGGAUGAGCGGUCCUUCUACGAGCAUGCAGGGUCCAAGGAAUAUCUUGCGGCUUAUGGCGAGGUGAUCGCCCCUGGAUUGCACAACAGGCAAACAACCGUCCGCCUCGGCUACCCGACUGCCGAAAUUAGGGACAGAAUACUUGCACCAAUGCUCAAGGAGCAAGUGGAGCCCCUCCAAGACCGUUGCGUGCUUUGGCGACGACCUCCUGUCAAACCGCAGUCGCCCACCCUGCUCUCAAUGGACGUCCCUGGAGCCGCUAAGCAUGCUAUGGAAAUAUUGCCAGACAGCCUUCACCAACUCAGCACAACACUUGUCGCGUUUCCCCACCCUCUUCGGGAGGGUCGGGUUCGAGUCUUGGCUAUUCUGCCCCUUUUACCGGACAGAAGAUUGUUUCAGGAGCUCGCUAAUGUUACCCUCAACGGAAUUGAAGUGCAUUGCGAUAAAAGCCAUCUAGAUAUCGUACAAAAUGAUAUGGCUCUGGUGGAUUUCAGGUGUCUUCAUGUCGUUCAGGAGGUCAAAUGUGGAUACCUUAUUCAUGACAAGGCCGAGACUGUGGACGAAAUUAAUGAUCAAAGUGGCCUAAAAUCUGGGACUUAA
Messenger RNA from Aspergillus bombycis, 1020 nucleotides. RefSeq lists its product as uncharacterized. The coding region runs from base 1 to 1020 and encodes 339 amino acids. The record is from RefSeq and is a predicted model, not a curated record. NCBI's taxonomy places the organism in Eukaryota, Fungi, Ascomycota, Eurotiomycetes, Eurotiales, Aspergillaceae. The transcript has a single exon.